AUGGUUCGUGGCUUUAGUUUUCAACUCUUGUAUCGAGUCGUUUUCUUUUCCUUCUGUCUGAUUUUCGCCUGUUUUUAUCAUGGUGGUGGUUCAGAGUAUGACAGGCGAGAAGAUAAAACAGAACCGAACAAAUUAAAAGAUGAAUUCAACGGUAAACCCUUGAAUGUUGACGUUUCUCUCGAACGGGACAAAUACGACCCAAAGUUGACAGGAAAUGCUAAACAAAUUGAUGGCGAGGAUACGAAGAAAGAAACUGAUCUUUCAAAGAUGGCAAAAAAAGGUAAAUUCUGAAAAUGUGAGAAUAUUCGUAAUUCAUUUCAGAAGGAGUAACUGUCAACCACAUUAUUUAUUUUUUAGGAACUGUGAUGAAAACAAUCCGAAGUGAUAGAAUACGGAAGAGCCCAGAACCACAUUUUUUAACUCCUUCCCCGCCUGAAGUAAAAGUUCCGGGCCAAGAAUCGACUAUCACCUCCCGCUUAAGUGAAACAAAAUGGCAAAACAAUGACCGCAAAAAUAUAUCUUCAUUGGAAACUCAAAUUUUUCGCCAGAAUGACUUGAGAGGAACAGCCAAAAGAGAAACGUUCGCUUCACUCACAACUCAACAUCUUCGGAACAGACGUGAAAUUGACGCGAUCUCAGAAAAUAAGGUGGGUCCGACCAAAUGCGCCAAUUUUACCUUUACUAUAAAGUAUGAAGAUGAAUACAAAGUAUGGAACAACUUCUCAAUGAUGUACCGUGAACGAAUGUACCAUUAUAACGAAUACAGAAUAACGGACGAUGGUGUACAAGUUUGUUAUGCCCCUGUUCCUUUCAUUCAACAAAAAUGGCAGAAUUUCAUUGCUCACGAAAAGAAAAUGACGGUUUUCACACAUUGUAAUGUAUCCGUGGACGGUUUUUACUUUGAAAAUUAUACAUUAUUCAAAAACUUUACUGUUUUCUUUCAUCCUACUGAGCAAAAUUUCACAAGGCAAAAUUACGGAGUGAUUUUUGGACAUUUUGCAAUUUGUUCGGCAAAACUUAGUCUGUCCUGCAAUGAUGAUUUGGUGAAAGUGAAAUACGGUGAUCAGUACAAUGUUUUACAAAACUUUUGGCUGUUUUACAACAACAAGAUGUACGAUUAUAGCGAAUAUCGAUUCGGAAACGAAGGUCUUGUAAUGUGUGCUUCCAACGAUUCGAGAAUUCGGGCCAUUUGGAGAACUCGGAAUUCGUGGGAGAAGUUUAAAGACCGGUAUAAAUGCUAUAUAUAUAGUUAUCACCUGUUGCAUUACGCUGUGAAUAAACAGUUCACUGUCUAUUCCACAGUUAGCGGUCAAUUUUUCACAAGAAAUGACUAUGCGGUGAUAGACGGCAAACCUAAUGUAUGCAUAACCAAGUUAAGACCCGAAUCAAAAGAGUAUACCCAGGAAGAUCUAUUAAUGUGCAACGAUUCAAUCAUCAAUAUAAAAUACGAUGAUGAAUACAAAGUUCGGACUGACUUUUCAAUACUCUAUAAGAACAAGGUGUACGAUUAUGCUGAGUAUCGAGUUCUGAAUGAUGGCAUAAACAUUUGUAACUCCACUGAUAACUACGUACGGAAUAUUUGGAAAGUACGUAAUAAAUUGGUAAAGGGAACAAUCCAUAGAAAAACUUGCAAUCUGCCCAUACUCAUAGACGUCGGUAUGAUCCCCCGAAAGUUUUAUACUAUUCGUAAUGAUUUUAGCAUUCUCAUUUUGCCAACAGAUCAGGUGAUAACAAAAUACGAUUAUGGUGUGUUUGAAGGUAAACUUAUAAUAUGUAAAGAAAAAAUCAUGUUUUAUAACUUAGCCUUAGGCCUACAAGGCAUUCCACCAGGUGGAAUAUCAAUAUUAUGUGCUGUAGCGCUUUCUAUUAUUUGUGUGCUGUUGUUGUUGAUAGUUUAUUGCAUGCUUCCAGAAAUGCGUACUCUUCCUGGUUUGAAUUUAAUGAGUUUAAGCUUCGCCGUUUUGUUGUUGCUGACUUACACUGCAGCAUUUGUUUCGCUGUAUUUACGUGUAGAUCAAUUGGUAAAUAUACCAUGUGACAGGAUAGAAAUAACAGAGAGGUUUAUUAUGUAUAGCGUAAUUAUGAACGCUGUUGUGAAUAUCUAUCACUUAAGAAAAACCUUUUGUGGCAACACUCUAGUGAAAUGCAACACUCUUGUGAAAUCUGAUGAAAACAAGUGGAAAACAUUCUUGAAGUAUAGUGUCUUUAGCUGGGGUGUUCCUGUCAUCAUAAUUAUUGUUUACAUUGUGCUUGUGAAGAAAGAUGUUUUACGAUUUCAAGUAGAUAUUACUGGUUGUGUCAUGGGUAAUAAUCCUCCUCUUUGGUUAGCUGUUAUGGAAAAAUAUAGUCUUCCGGUUUGUCUUGGGUUGUCCAUUGCUGUAAUGUUCUCCUUCACUGCUUAUCGAAUUUCCCAAAAACUCAAAGCAAGCAGUGGUAUUGCACAGAAAUCAAAUAUUGUUAAGAAACGCAAUAGCUUUGUCAUAUUGCUUAAGUUGUCAACCACUACAGCCAUAAGCCUGGGUCCUCUUUUAUUUGAAAACAUACAUUUUGAUUUUGACAUAAAGAUGGGGUUAUUUACUGUAGCGUUUCUUAGUGGUGUCUACAUAGGUGUUGCGUUUGUCUUCACCAGAAAAAAUUACAGGUUGCUUAAGAAGAAGUAUUUCCCAGCAAAAAAGAAACCAGUUAAGUAA
Paramuricea clavata is the source of this 2690-nucleotide messenger RNA. The record is from the annotation of a GenBank genome assembly. NCBI's taxonomy places the organism in Eukaryota, Metazoa, Cnidaria, Anthozoa, Malacalcyonacea, Plexauridae.